AUGCGAUUACAUGAUUAUCAAAUAAAACUACCAGUCGAUAACAAGAUCGUUGACAAUAUCGCCAAAAAUAACUCGGUUGCAUAGUAAGUUACCGCUUUUUAAAACUUUUUAACCAAAGUUAUCUAUAACACUGAUAAUCCCCAUUAAAAGCCCAUAAAUUUAAAUAACAUCCAAAAUAAUAAGUUCUUUGAUAGAUAAACUCUUGCCCUUGUUUUAGUGCCAUUAACUAUAAGAAAUCACAGCUGAAAGACCCAGUCGAUGCCUAUUUAUUUGUCAAAGACGAACUGCUCAAGGAAAAAACUUUACACACAGCUUUGAAAGACGAGUAUUCAGCACUAACACAACUCCGAAAAUUGGAAAACGUACGUUUUUGCUAACAAAGCAUAAGUUCACAUAUUAUUGUAGAAAAAUUAACCUAUUUCAAGGUCCAACAAGUUUUAAAAUAAAUAGGUUUUUUGUGGCGUUUCGUUCUCCUAACCAAUCAAUAAUUUUGAAUUUCAUCAACAAAUAUUUCCAAAAAAUAAAAAAACAGAAUUUCUGCAAAUUCGUACGAUCGUAUUUGCAGAUUGCCCCAAUCGAAGAGGAAGAUACGAUAAACGUGGUGAAGCAGAUAUUCAACUUACAAGCAACUUACCAUGUCUCCGUCACUUUCUUUACUGAUGGUUUUGUUGGUCCAAACUACUGUCUACGACCGCUGAGAACUUACUCUAUAUACCAAAUAGCGAUGGUUGCGUGCGGUUUGAAGCGACAUUACCAUUGCAUCGACUGGAUGAAUUUUGCAGAUGUCAAGAAUAAUAUCGACUGGGAUCCGCGAGUUUUGAGAGAGAAACAGCUAGAGGCGAUUGGAUUAUCAUUAAUGAUACAGGGAAAUAUGAAGAGAACUUGGUUGGUCAGUUUGGAGUUGAGUAGACGAUGGCCAAAGAAGGAGUUUGCUAAAAGUAAGUAUAUGUGAGGCAAACACUACUAUAAUAUGUGCGAAAACUAAUAUAAUUUGACUAUAUCUACUACAAUAUAACUUUUACAGAGAAUGUCGCUCAAUUGAAGCGAUUCUUGAAGCCAGAAGAAAUGAAAACGAUAGAUUAUGUUCCACCUCUUGUCAACCGUCUUUCUCCCGACUCUAAUUUGAACAAGCUUUGUCGCGAUGAAGUACCAUUUACUUUUUACCAAAACUCAUCAGCAGUUUGUUACUAUCAACAGAAUGGUUACCUAAACUACUUUAAAGUUGAACUUCUGAAUCUUGACCCUUAUGUCAGACUGUUCCAUAAUGUUGCUGGUCCAUCUACUACAAGAAGACUUAGAGAAUUGGCUUCAGACAAACUGGUACGAGGGCUAGUGAUGGAUCCAAAGACAGGUAUUUAUUUCUUAUGAAAACCUAUGUAUUUUAGUUUAUAUGUUGUUUUGAAACUGAGACUUGACUUUGUUUGUACUUUAUAACAAAAUGUUGUUGUUUAGGUACCAAGAAGACCACUUCACUGCGAUUGAGUCUGACAGCUGAUUUGAAAAAGUCGGAUGAUGAGAAUGUGAAAAAUACUGACAAAAUGAUUGGAAGAAUGACAGAAUUGGACAUGGAAGCAGCAGAGUCUCUGAAGGUGAUUCAGUACGGUGUUGGUGGAGUAUAUCAGCCUCACUAUGACUUUGAACCGGUAAGUGUUGUUUAUGGGGAGGUGAUAUUAGAAUAGAAAAAUAUAUGGGAGUUCGACGAAAUUAUUUUUAAAAGUAUAAGUUAUGGUAGACACAAAAGUUUUAUAAGGAAAUGAUAACUAUUUUGGACGUAUUAUAUACUUUCUUAAUAUAUAAUUGGAUGUACUUUCUUGUAAAUCUUAUAUUUUUAAAAUUUUUUUUGUCUUUAAGAAGCAUGAAAUUACACGUUUUACAAUGUAAAAGUACAUUUUCAGGACAAGAAAGCAAACGCCGUUCUCGGGAAUCGUAUUGCGACUACAUUACUAUACGUAAGGGAUGGAACUUAGUGUGAACUUGAGACAGUAUCCUUAUACAGAGUUGAAAAAAAUUUUUGGAAACGAGGCUAAGCUUCUGUUUACAUUCACAAAACAUACUACGAUUACAUUUUUGUAGAAAAUGACAUGAAAUUGAGGAUAAGGUUACUUUAAGGAAUUGAUAUUGACUACUUUUCACUAUUACAGCGUUUACUUUUUGUUGUUACUUAUAUUGCCUUAAAGGUAUUACUACCUUUAAUUUCAGUUGAACACUCCGUACAAAGGCGGUGCGACAGUAUUUACACAUUUGAAGCUACAUGUUCCCGCCAUUGAAGGCAACGCUUUAGUUUGGUACAAUACUCAUGAAGAUGGUACUGGCGACAUGAGGACACAACAUGCUGGGUGUUCGAUACUGAGUGGAGAGAAGUGGAUUGCUAACAAAUGGAUAUUCUAUGAUGGACAGCGAUUACAAUGUCGUGUAUAA
Molecule: messenger RNA, 2418 nt
Organism: Bursaphelenchus okinawaensis
Lineage: Eukaryota; Metazoa; Nematoda; Chromadorea; Rhabditida; Aphelenchoididae
Source: the annotation of a GenBank genome assembly